This is a messenger RNA of Megachile rotundata (alfalfa leafcutting bee), 3233 nucleotides long. Its product is annotated as homeobox protein PKNOX2. Gene Ontology annotation, molecular function: DNA binding. Lineage: Eukaryota; Metazoa; Arthropoda; Insecta; Hymenoptera; Megachilidae. Gene Ontology annotation, biological process: regulation of DNA-templated transcription. The record is from RefSeq and is a predicted model, not a curated record.
AUGACGUCACAAAAGACGUGUCAGUGGAAGGAGUAGACAGGACCGUGGAGGAGCAUGUUGAAAAAUGUCCGAUUACUUUAAUUUAUCAUAGUUGGAUGGACAGUGGUAAACAGAACGGUUUGUGUUGACUGGCGAGUGCGUCGAAUACCGGUGUCGGUACGUGAUUAUCGUCGGGUUUCCGUUUAUCACGUGGGCGAAAACGACAUUCAGUUUCCGACUAAUCAGACACGCCGACCAAAAUAUCUCGGAGAAAAAUAAAACUGCACGGGGUUGUUUUGUUCCUGUGGGAUUUGUCUAGACUGGCUUCGCGAUACGUAUAAUUACGCAGCGAACUACAACGUUGGAAACAUAGAUUGAAGGAUAUUUAAAUAUCAGAGGCCCCGGAGGACCAGGGCAACGAUGGAAGUUGUCAGACAGGAAUGAUAGAAUGCAAGAGGGUAGCACCGCCGUGGCGCUAGCGAUGGUGACUCCUGGUUACGAUCAGGACCCUGCAAGUGGGGUUGCCGAUUACACGACCCAUCAGGAUCAGGCUCAAUUCGAAGCAGACAAGAGGGCAGUAUACAAACACCCUCUUUUCCCUUUACUCGCAUUACUGUUCGAAAGAUGCGAACAAGCUACCCAGAGCUCGGACAACUCGACGUCCGAGAGCUUCAACAUGGACAUACAGGCCUUCGUCCAACACCAAGAAAGAGACCGAAAGCCCUUCUUGAUCAAUGACCCCGAAAUUGACGGUUUGAUGAUCAAGGCGAUACAGGUGCUGCGGAUUCACCUACUCGAAUUGGAAAAGGUGCAGGAGCUGUGCAAGGACUUUUGCAACAGGUACAUCACGUGCCUGAAGGGCAAGAUGCAGAGCGAAAAUCUGCUACGAAGCGAUUACAGCCACCAUGGACACGAUAUGGGUCCAUCGAGUGGCAGCAACGGCAGCAGUCCCUUGCAGGUGCUGUCUUCUACAGGCAAUGAUGUUGAGUCGGGAGCUAACGGAUUCAGAGUGAGCAGAGGCGACACCCUGUCGGAGAACGGUGCUGCGAGUCAGAUGGCUACGCAAGAAGAAACCGGUAACGACAGGCCGUCAUCGGCGCGAUCAUCUUCCACAGCUCAACGUUCGAACAGAUCCUCCAGCCAGGACCAUGACGAUCCUCUGUCGCCUUCCACGAUACACGGGAGCACGCCCCUCUCGCAAAUCGGGGCUCAUUCUUGUGCACCUGUCAACGAUAUGUAUCUUGGUCAAGAUGAUAUGGACUGUGUGAAUAUUGGCGACAGAAUAUAUUUAGAAGAGGCUGGCUAUUGGGGCCUUCUUGCGUUACAAGAACGUGAAAGUGAAUACGUCGAUGUGGGAGAUGCAAACGAUGAAAAGUAUUUUGAUAUCACUGUGGCUGGCUCCCCUUCGCCUGCGCCAAGCGAGGACGAAGACGAAGGAUGUGGCACUGGUACUGCUACUUCAAAUCACAGUAGUGGCCACGGAGGUAGUCAUAGCAGCACCAAGAAAGGAAGACAAAAACGAGGCGUCUUACCUAAACAAGCUACGAGCAUUAUGCGAACUUGGCUCUUUGAACACUUAGUUCAUCCCUACCCUACGGAGGACGAGAAGCGUCAGAUCGCAAGUCAGACGAACCUAACGUUGCUGCAAGUGAAUAACUGGUUCAUCAAUGCCCGUCGACGGAUUCUCCAGCCGAUGCUGGACGGUGCUGGGGCAGAUCCGGUGCAACGAGCAGGUGGAGGCAAACGUCACAAAGUAUCAAAACACGUAGUGCAACAACAACAAGUGCAGCAACAACAGACGGGCGGCUGGCAAUCCGAAGAAUCUGGCAGUGAUUCUGGCUCCAGCGACGGUGAGGGAGGUGCCGAUAGAUUGAAAGACGGUAACGAUAGCGACGAAGAUGAUCUUCACUGACCUCUGUCGAUCACCGAUUAUGUCAACUUCUUUACGAUAGAGCUAAGAAUCGUCAACUCGUAUCGCGAAUCACCUGGUACGGGACUAUACUGUACACCUUCGAUUAAGUAUAAUUAUAAAGUAGAUUAAGGAGGUAGGUUGUAAGGCUGAACCACGUAUACGUAUGUGCUGCGGCACCAGACGACUGUGAUAACUCGGUGGGCGGUGCCCAGCCUCCUACUUCAUACUUGUAUACUACUGAGGAUUAUGGAAUACUUAAAAAAAAUACGUGUACACAAUGACGUAAACAUGGAAACAGAACACACACACACACACUUAGGAGCAUUUAAAAUCGUUGAAUAUGUGUUGGAGCUUGCAUUGAAAGAACUUGGUCCACGGAUUUACAUGGAACGCUCUCGUUGCACUUUAAUGUAUAAUGUUUAUUUAAUUCAGAUACAAUUCAAAUAUAAUUAUGUAGAAUUUUCCUGUCGAAAUUGAAAGAUAUAUGUUGCAGUUUAAUUCGAAUUGGAAAAGAAAUUGGCAAUGGAGGUGCUAAUUUGACACAGGUAUAUUAUUUCGAAAACAUGUGAAUGAAAGUAGAAAGUACAUGAAUUUUCAUUCUUCCAGGUGCAUCCGAGUCCAUGUAUAAGGAUGGACCUCCAAAUAAACCUGUAAUGUUACUAUGUCUUAGCGGUUGAUGUGCAAGCUCUCUCUAAAGUAUUUAAGAAGAUAGGAAUGGGCCAAAAAGAGAAGACUAUAAGGACAAAUGAUUUUGUGCAACGAUCUUCUUUCAUUGAACUACUCGUUUGAUUGUCAGAAAUAUACUUUUCGAUUUUUAUAGCUUUAGAGAAUAUUCGACGAAACCUGUGAAUACUUGCGCCUGGCAGAUGCAUUCUGUGCGGGAUUAAAUGAAGUUCAUUCUGCUGCGUGAAUUUUAUAACUUCGUUAUGUUUUAGUUUUACACUUGUAAAGCGAAUCGAUUUUAAGUUUCGUAACUUUAUCGCGUUAUGAGUUUAUAUUGUAUACCGAUCGUUUUAUACUCUGUUAAAUUUUGUUACUUCGAGUGAUUAGAAUGGUUUAUAAGCGUGCGAAUGUUCCGAUCGAGCGAUUCGGAUAUUCUUCAACUCGCACGUGUAUCCAAAUUGCAAAUGUAAAAUACGCACAUACCAUUACGAAAAUAAGGACUUAACGAAGGUCCAUUCCUAACUUAAUUGACAUUUUAAGUCGUAAAUUAGACGUAUUACAUACUUACAUACAUACUAAAAAGGAAACAUAAGUAAACAAUUUGAAUACUUCUUUCUCGUGUACAUCAAGGUCCUGUUAAAUAAGUUGUUUAUUGAUAAUAAACGCCAUCACGCUUGCA